AGCUUGCCGACACACAGUGAGCAAGCAGGGAGGACUUCCUGUCGUCCCGGAGAGGAUCUGCGGCAUCAGCCCAGGGGGCAACGUUGGGAAAAGCCACCUGACCGAGGGAGCCGUCUACGCGUGCGAUGGAAGCCGAGACCACAGUGCCCCCCGCAGCCCCUGAGCCCCUCUGCCCGGGUUGCCAGGCGGGUGACUCAGCCCUGCUGCCCUGCGGGCACCGGCUGUGCACGAACUGCCUGCAGCAGUGCCAGCGGGAGGUGGGCGCUCCGGGCUGCACCGUGUGCUAUGGCCGCCAGCUGCUGGACGGCGUGCUGCACCGCCUGCUGGACUCCCUGUUCGAGGGCCAGCCACGGCGAGAGGCCACCACCGGGGGGCCCCGCAGGCUCUGCGCCCGCCACGGAGAGGAGCUCACCCUCUUCUGUGUGGAUGAUGAGGAGCUGGUGUGCACCUCCUGCCAGGAGAAUGAGCACGAAGAGCACCAGUGCUGCCCUCUAGAGGAGGCUGUGCACGACUGCAAGAGGGAGCUCAGGGUCGCAGUGAAGCCCCUGCAGGAGAAGCUGGAGGACUUCACUGCAGCCAAGCAGAGCUGCGAGGAGCUGGCGGAGCACAUCAAGGACCAGGCCCAGCAGAGCGAGCGGCUCAUAAAGGACGAGUUCAAGAAGCUCCACAGGUUCCUGAGGGAUGAGGAGGCGGCCAUGUUAGCAGCUCUCAAGGAGGAAGAGGAGCAGAGGAGUCAGACGACAAAGGACAAGAUGGAGAAGUUGGCCGGAGACUUACGGUCUCUGACAGACGACAUUCAACUGGUGGAAGAGCAGCUGGCUGCUGAUGACAUCACUUUCCUCCAGAACUUCAAGGCAACCAUCCAACGAGCACAGCGCCCCCUACAGGAGCCAAUAACUGACUUUGGUGGCCUGAUUGAUGUACCUAAACACGUAGGGAACCUAAAGUAUAGGGUUUGGGAGAAGAUGCAGGACCUGGUCCAGUACACCCCUGUAACACUGAACCCCAACACGGCAGACAUCUGCCUCUCCGUGUCCGAUGACCUGACGUCUGUGAGGUACCUGGACGAGGACCAGCACCUUCCCGACAACCCAGAGCGGUUCCGGUCCUGUGAGUGUGUGCUGGGCUCCGAGGCUUUUGACUCGGGGCAGCACGUCUGGGACGUGGAGGUGGGGGACAACUCGGAAUGGGCCCUGGGCGUGGCCCGGGAGAGCAUCCAGAGGAAGGAGUGGUUCCCUCCAAACCCAGAGCGGGGUUUGUGGAGCAUUGGCCUGUCGGCGGGAGAGUUCCGGGCAAGGGCCCCUAUCGCCACACCCCUGGUGCUGAAGAAGAAGCCUCAGAGGGUCCGGGUGCAGUUGGACUGGGACCGCGGCCGACUUACCUUUUCCGAUGCCAUUGACAACACUCUCCUCUACAAGUUCAAACACAAGUUUGCUGAGAAGGUCUUCCCAUACUUCUCCAGCUCCUGCAAGCGCCACCCGCUGCGAAUCCUACCAGAGAAGGUGUGGGUCACAGUGGACUAGCGGCAAUGCACUACUGAGUUACAGAGGAAACCAGAUGCUAGCGACACACUGCUAGCACCCUCUGUUGACAUAAUCUUGUCAACGUCUAAAAAGAACCAAAGUCUAAUCAGGACUAAUCAUCAUAUAUUUCGAGUUUUCAUUUGAAGGUGACACACAGCACAUCCUAAUCUGAAAGGCAAAGCUUCUCCCUUGUAGGGGUGAGUUUUGUGAACCCCAAGCUCAUAGCUAGUCUCCAGGUUAAAGGAGGCAAUCAUCAAAUGCUUAAGGUGAACAGUAUCUUUCUGGAGCCAGACCGAACUACCACUAGUAGAAGGUUCUCCAGAAUGUCUGCAGAAAGCCUUUGACCGCACUUCGUAAUCUCUGUGUGACUAUACCGAGUGCCUGUCCCUUUAAUGAUUUCAUUUUUAUUUUUAGGGUUCGUUUUCUCUUUCAGAUCUUGCUUACAUCUGACGCAAUUGCCGCUACUCUACAAAUGAGCGUUUAAGUAUUUUCGUAUUAUGUAGGGUAAACCUUAGGCAGAACUUCAUCACAGCAGGUUUUGUGAAACGCUUGCCUUUCGCUGUUUUUCAAUUAGUUUAUGUUCGAUUGUGGAUUUGUUCAGAUUUGUGAUUUUUUUUUGAAUUUGCUCAAAUAUGAAGUGUGUCGCUACUUUCUUUCCCGCGCCGCCCCUGAGGUUUAUAAGAAGCAGCAUUUAAUAAAAGCUUUACGCAACGCCUCCGACUUUAAUCCGUUUUAAUGCUCAUGGCAUCCACCCCCGCCGCCCGGGCACCUGCCCUCGCUCGUCUUCCUCAUGUCACCCCGGGACUCAGGUUACACUCGGCCCGGAGCAGCCGCUUCAGUAUCAGAUCCCACCACCCGAACGGCCGCAUUCGCCGCGUUCAGCGGACGGUGGCUCGGCCGCUCAGGCGCGUUGCCGCGCAGUGACGCAAUGCGCGUUCCUGCGUCCCGCUUCUCUCUUUACGGACCUGCUCCCCUCAUCACGCCCCCGCUUUUUACAUUAGAUUUUUUUGUCACUUAAGCUUUUAAUGCUGCCAAUGCAAACUCUCACGUCGAUCACUGCAUAUUGUUUUAUUUUACGUAUAUUUAUGUGAUAAUCCAGUUUAUUCCAUUCGGCCUGUGUCCCCAACAGCUUAAAUACUUCAUACUUAAAUAGCCCACUUGCAUUACCGAAAGGUCGCGUUAUUCUUAGAAAGAGUGUUUCUGGAUUUGUAACUGAUGACAGUAUAGUUAAUGGAUAUAGAUUAGGAUAAACAAGGCAUUAAUUUAGCGCAAGAUUCACAAACUUUCAGUGCAGUAUCCUUCAGGCGCUUACAGCUUCUGACUAAGACUUCGCUGAAGUCACUCCCUCUUUCUGACUUUCAGUACUCCUCGGGAAAUGUUAGUGCGACAUAUUGAAAAUUAACAAAAAGUACUAAAACAAAAUCAUUUGUAAUAAUACAAUUAAUGUCAUAUUGUAGAAGACCUUACAAUGAAAAAUGUGCAAAUGUAAACAAUCAUCUUAAAUAUAAAUUAUACGCUCUAUGAUAAUAUUAUGAUAACGUAAUAUUUGAUUUACUAUUUAUUUAAUGAAUAUUCAUAUUAAUUUAACGUUUAAUACCGUUCAAGCAAUAAUUCACGUUAUGAGAAUUUGUUUCAUCUCUUCUGAAGUGCUUCCACCUUUUUAAUAAAGGCGUGAGUAGAAUCUA
Molecule: messenger RNA, 3208 nt
Organism: Paramormyrops kingsleyae
Lineage: Eukaryota; Metazoa; Chordata; Actinopteri; Osteoglossiformes; Mormyridae
Product: E3 ubiquitin-protein ligase TRIM35
Molecular function (GO): protein binding; zinc ion binding
Source: RefSeq, a predicted model, not a curated record